AUGAAGAAAGAAGAUUGUCAAUCUGGUCCUAGUAAAGGACUCACAUCAAGAUCGGCACGGUUACUUACGGACAGUAUAUCGUCUGACGAAGGACCAGAGACGGAAUGUCUACUGAGUUCGCAACUGCAGGCAGUAGUGGUAGACCCCAUAAGGGCUAGAAGGCAGUCGCUGACUGCUCCACCUUCUCCGACUGAAUCUCGGAAGAAAAGAGAUUCUCACCGCCAGCAUAAUUAUAAAAAUCAUUUACAUCACCUGAUCCAUUGGAGAGAUAUCUGGAGUGGCGAACCUAACAAAGGUCAUGAGGUAUAA
This is a messenger RNA of Arctia plantaginis, 309 nucleotides long. NCBI's taxonomy places the organism in Eukaryota, Metazoa, Arthropoda, Insecta, Lepidoptera, Erebidae. The record is from the annotation of a GenBank genome assembly.